AUGGAGUUGGACAUUGCGGUGGAUUUUCAAGACUACUUUCCGUCGAUGAUGGAGAGAUUGGGCGCAGAAGGGUUCAUCGGAGAGCUCUGCAACGGAUUCCGGUUGUUGAUGGACUGCGAUAAGGGGCUGAUUACGUUUGAGAGCUUGAAGAAGAACAGUGUGAUCUUGGGGGUGCAUGACAUGAGAGACGAGGAGCUGGUUUGCAUGUUGAGUGAAGGAGAUUUGGACGGAAAUGGAGCUUUGAACCAAAUGGAUUUUUGUAUUCUCAUGUUUAGGCUGAGUCCUGGGUUAAUGGAUGGAACCAAACACUGG
Messenger RNA from Carica papaya (papaya), 312 nucleotides. Lineage: Eukaryota; Viridiplantae; Streptophyta; Magnoliopsida; Brassicales; Caricaceae. The record is from RefSeq and is a predicted model, not a curated record.